This is a messenger RNA of Salvelinus fontinalis (brook trout), 2816 nucleotides long. RefSeq lists its product as uncharacterized. Lineage: Eukaryota; Metazoa; Chordata; Actinopteri; Salmoniformes; Salmonidae. Gene Ontology annotation, biological process: signal transduction. Gene Ontology annotation, cellular component: extracellular region. Gene Ontology annotation, molecular function: hormone activity. Bases 1556 to 2269 code for a protein of 237 amino acids. The record is from RefSeq and is a predicted model, not a curated record. The transcript has 3 exons.
ACUCUCAUUUACUCUCUCUCCCUCUAAACCUACUCUUUCCCUCUCUCUCCCUCUCUCUCAUUCAACUCUCUUUUACUCUCUCUCUCUCUCUCUCUCUCAAACCCUCUCUCUAUCUUGCUCUUUCUUUCUCUCUCUGUCUUGCUCUCUCUCAACUCUCUUUUACUCUCUCUCUCUUCACUUCCUGUGUUCCAAACACAGACCUGUGUCUAAACAUACCACUGCUGGCUUGCAUACUGCAUACCACUCCUGGCUUGCUUCAGAAGCUAAGCAGGGUUGGUCCUGGUCAGUUCCUGGAUGGGAGACCAGAUGCUGCUGGAAAUGGUGUUCGAGGGCCAGUAGGAGGCACUCUUUCCUCUGGUCUAAAAACAAAUAUCCCCCAGGGUAGGGUGCUGUCUUUCGGAUGGGACGUUAAAUGGGUGUCCUGACUCUCUGAGGUCAUUAAAGAUCCCAUGGCACUUAUCGUAAGAGUAGGGGUGUUAACCCUGGUGUUCUGGCUAAAUUCCCAAUCUGGCCCUCAAACCAUCACAGUCACCUAAUGAUCCCCAGUUUACAAUUGGAUCAUUCAUCCCCCUCCUCUCCCCUGUAACUAUUCCCCAGGUCGUUGCUGCAAAUGAGAACGUGUUCUCAGUCAACUUACCUGGUAAAAUAAAGGAUAAAUAAAUAAAAUAAACAAAAUAUUGUCCUGAACAUCAAAUAUAUAACUAUUUCACAAAAGUGUUCCCAGAACAUAUACAGCCCUAACAAUUAGAGCAAAAUUAAUGGGAAGUAAUGAUGUUGUUAAGGGGUGGAGAAGUGUAUGUUUGAUUGUGCGUGUUUGUGCGUAUGUUUUGGCAUCUCUGGUGAAAUGAUAUCAGAGUGAUCACUCCACUUUCUCAGAUUGGGAUUCUAGACUGUUUCCUCAGACUGGACUGGUUGGACUGGUAGGGCUGUGACCAGAAAGGCUGUGACCAGUAGGGCUGUGGUCAUUAGGGCUGUGACCAGGGCUGCUGUAAUAGUGUCCCUAGGACCACCAGGGCUGUAUGACCAGAGUUUUGGCACCAUAACAGUGUCCCUCAAGCGGUGCUAUAAUCAGACCCUCCAGUCAUCAGACACUGAUCUGCUCCCUCCUGUCCCCAUGCUCUGGGUGUUGCAGUACUCAAUCACCCUGUAAUGACGUUAACCGUUUCUCUCAUACGCAUCAAUGAGACUUGCAUCAAUGAGAUAGGGACCAGCCUAAUGGUGACAGACACUCACGUAUUGUAGUCACACACACACACACACACACACACACACACACACACACAGACGUAUGGAUAUGAGCUCGUGGGCCAGGGAACACCCUACUUUUCAAACACGUAAAUGUUCCAUCCACAGAGAGAUGAAACAGAGAACAGGGAGGCAGUGACAACCUCUGACAGAUUACCACACAAUCAGCAAAUACACAACAUAUCUGUGUGUAUGUGUGUUAUGUUUUGAACCUGCCUGCCUACCAUACCAGGGGACUCUUGGGUAGAGGUUUGUGGGGGGGAGAGGUUUGAGUAAGGGGGGAUGCAGGCGAGGUGAGGGUGAGUAAGAGAUGAGUCAGCUGCCCUCAGCUAUAAGAGAAGCCCUGAUGGAGCCUGGGAGUGACACAUACACAAACCCUAAGAGGAGUACCCGUGCUGUUCUUUAUAUAAACACGGAGAAACCACCAGGUUCUAGACACAAACCUGCACACAUAUUGACACAGGUACACACGUUCAGGCACAUACGCCCAUUCAUCCAGACUACAGAUAUGGACUGCUCCAUGGCCCUCCUGUUGUCCUCUCUGUUGGCUCUGUUCAGCGUGGGGGCGGGAGCUUCACUCUCAUUGCAUGUAGUGAGGACCAAGGUCAAAGACCUUGCUCAAACCAUGGUGAUUAGGAUCAAAAAGCUGGAUAUAUCUCCUAACCUAAUCGAGGGCAUGGACCCUUUUCUCCCUGCAGCUGCAGUAGAUCAGCAUAUAGAAAGUCUGCCUUCCAUAGUGGAGACCAUGGGGUUCUACCAGGACCUACUGCUCUUCCUAGACUGGGCAGACCUCAAACAGCUGGUGGAAGACACCUCCACUAUGAGGGGUCUGCUGGAGAACUGGAUGAUAUCACGCUGCCCAGGCCACCAGCAGAAACAGACAGGAGAGGGAGGGCUGUCAGAGGCUCUGAAAGACACUACCAGGAAGUAUGGUCUGAGUGUGGGUCCAGUUGCGCUAAACAGACUCAAGGGCUACCUCGGUCGGUUACUACUGAACCUGGAUCAGCUGAAUUACUGUUACUAAUGUUGAUCAUCACUGAGCAACUGAACUCAGAUCAGUUUGUGCCAUGCUGAACAACUGUUACUGACAGUGACUGUCAAUGAGUAACUGAACUAUGAUCAACUCGUGAUCUGCUGAAAUCCUAGAAUGAGUUGAAGCAAGACUGGACAGUGGGGUCAUGGUGUCUGAAGAUUCUCCAAAAUGUAGGUCAUCCCACUGUCACCAUCUCCCGCUAAGUUAUUAAGACAUUUUAUAUUGUAUUAUUUAGACAAGGACUGUAUCUUUAUUUAUAUUUAUUUCUAUGAAGAAGAGAAAAAUAAGCAGCUUUGUUUUGUAGCAUUAUACACCCAUCAGUCAUUGGCACAGGGGGAAGUGUUUACUAAGCAUUGAAUCAGCUGUAUUGCAGAAUGUACACACACACGUUGCGUAAUGCUGCCUGCUCCAGGGAGGACUAGACUGCAUGUGUGUAGUGAUGUCAUCAUACUCACAGAGAGGUUUUCCUGAAAGCUAAGACAGCCUCUGCCAGGAAACCAGAUGUUUUGAUGUUAGAGCAGUGACAGAGAGGGAAGGA